Molecule: messenger RNA, 1764 nt
Organism: Cantharellus anzutake
Lineage: Eukaryota; Fungi; Basidiomycota; Agaricomycetes; Cantharellales; Hydnaceae
Exons: 14
Coding region: 1-1764 (587 amino acids)
Molecular function (GO): oxidoreductase activity, acting on CH-OH group of donors; flavin adenine dinucleotide binding
Source: RefSeq, a predicted model, not a curated record
AUGUCUCCAACGUACGGUGUUCUGAAAACCUUCUACGAUUUCAUUAUCAUAGGAGCUGGCAACGCUGGCUCGGUCGUUGCGACGCGUCUAUCGGAGAAUCGUAAUUUCAACGUCCUCGUACUUGAAGCUGGUAUACAGGUGCCAAACUCUCCAGGAUGGAGUGUUCCCAUACUUGCCGCGCAACCAGGUCUUACACAGUACAUAUGGCCAUUCCAGAGCGUACCUCAAGCAGGGCUCAUCGACAACAAAACCGUCUCAGUGCUCAGGGGAAAAGUAACUGGCGGGUCGACAAAUGCCAACUUCAUGACCUAUACCCGUGGGUCGUUCGAAGAAUAUGACCGAAUCGCAAAUAUCACAGGCGAUGAGCGCUGGUCAUGGAAUAAGAUCCUCCCAUUUUCCCAAAAGUCCGAAACGCUCGUGCCUCCCACCAGUGGUCGUGACUUCCCUGGAGAUUAUGAUCCCAAUCUGUAUGGAGACACAGGUCCUAUACUCCUCUCCCCUCCAAAUGACGGAAGUUCAAUCUACGAAAGGAUUAAACAAGCCGCGCAACAGAACCCGAACUUUGGUUGGAACUCAGAUGUUAAUUCUGGGAAGCCUCUCGGUAUAGGCAGAACGAUUGCAACCAUAGGGACAGGAGUCAGAAGUAGUGCAAACAACUACCUCGAAGCGGCUGGGGCCCGAGGGAACCUGCGUGUAGUAACGAAUGCCCAAGUUACCAGGUUAUUGUUCUCCGAGGGUGAGGACGAAGAACCUGUUAUCACUGGUGUUGAGUUUGCCCAAAGUCCAAAUGGCAAGUUCAUCGUCAGGGCUUCCAAAGAUGUCAUCCUUUCUGCUGGAUCUAUAAACUCUGCCAAGCUCCUUCUGCUUUCAGGCGUUGGUCCAAAAGAGGACCUCGAUAAAUUGGGUAUCAAAGACCACCCAUUAAUUUUGAAUAAUUGGUAUGUCAAAUCCAACGAAACAAAUGACGAUCUCUUCCGUCAACCUCUGAGCGACUGGGCUAAACAACAAGCGCUACUGUACGAGACAAACAAAACCGGUGGUUGGUCAGACACGGUCGGUCAGGUCAUUGGGGCCCUCCGUUUGCCAGAAGAUGAUCCCGUCUUGGAGAAAGCUGGCGAUGCUUCCGCAGGUUCAAACACAGCGCAUUUUGAAAUAUUUUUCAAUUACGGAUUCGCGAAUCUACGCGUUUCCCGUCCCGAAAAUGGGAGUUUCAUGACUAUCGUGACAGCUGUCUUGUCUCCGAGCUCUAGGGGGAGCGUAAAACUGAACUCAACCAAUCCUUUUGACGAUCCACUAAUCGAUCCUGAACUCUUCAAAGAGGACAUCGAUCUUCACAUCGCUCUGACUUCCGUGAAGCGCGCACGGGAGUUCGCGUCUGCAGAUGCUGUCAAGGGUUUCUUUAUCGAGGAGUUUGGCGAAUUAGCUAAAGCGAAAACGGAUGACGAGAUUAAACAUUAUAUUCGCAACAAUACCGUUGUCUAUCGGCAUCCUGCUUGUACUCUUUCCCUUUCCGCCUGGAACAGCACCAAGGGCGUUGUCAACCCUGAUUUGACCGUGAAGGGUAUCAAGGGCCUCCGCGUCGUCGAUUCUAGCAUUUUCCCACAUAUACCUGCGUCCCAUCCUCAGGCAGUAGUCUAUGCAAUCGCAGAGCGCGCUGCGGACAUUAUUGCAGAUGAUCACAGACAAGCCCAGACGGGUGGAUUCUUGUUUGUCGAAGCUAUCCGCAAACUGUUAGAGGGGUUCGCUUUCGCAUUUUUCGAAUAA